Messenger RNA from Photinus pyralis (common eastern firefly), 2926 nucleotides. Its product is annotated as laminin subunit alpha-like. Gene Ontology annotation, cellular component: basement membrane. The record is from RefSeq and is a predicted model, not a curated record. Gene Ontology annotation, biological process: axon guidance. The transcript is spliced from 13 exons. Bases 5 to 2926 code for a protein of 973 amino acids. NCBI's taxonomy places the organism in Eukaryota, Metazoa, Arthropoda, Insecta, Coleoptera, Lampyridae.
AAAGAUGUUGAACGUUGAACUAGGAGCUACCCUCGCGGUAGCUCUUUUAUUACCGCUAGUGCGGACGCAAAUAUUAACACCCCCUUAUUUUAAUCUUGCCGCGGGAAAAAAUAUAACCGCGUCGGCAACUUGUGGCGAGGAUUUUGGCGGACCCGAAUUAUAUUGCAAAUUGGUGGGAGCGAAUGCUCAACAUGAACAAAAUGCGAACGUUAUACAAGGACAGUUUUGCGACUAUUGCGAUUCACGAGAUCCCAUUCAAAUGCACCCACCCAGAUUUGCAGUCGAUGGAAUGGAAACUUGGUGGCAAAGUCCUCCGUUGUCAAGAGGGAUGAAGUACAACGAAGUCAAUCUCACCAUCGAUCUGGGCCAGGAAUUCCAUGUCGCCUACGUUUUUAUUCAAAUGGCAAAUUCACCCAGACCCGGACUAUGGAUUUUAGAAAAAUCGUCCGACUAUGGCAAAACGUACGUACCUUGGCAGUAUUUCUCCGAUUCAAAGGCCGACUGUGAGGCGCUAUUCGGUCCCGAUAGUUUACAACCGAUAACAAGGGACGAUUCCGUAAUAUGCACAACCGAUUAUUCUGCAAUUGUUCCUUUGGAAGGAGGCGAGAUUCCCAUUUCACUACUAAACGGAAGGCCAAACGCCAAUCAGUAUUUCAACUCGAGCAUCCUACAAGAAUGGACCCGAGCAACAAACGUCCGUUUUCGAUUUUUACGAACCAAGAACUUAUUAGGCCACCUUAUGACACUGGCACGCCAAGACCCAACCGUAACAAGAAGAUAUUUCUACUCAAUUAAGGAUAUUAGUAUCGGAGGACGUUGCAUGUGUAAUGGUCACGCGGACUCCUGCGACGUGCAGGAUCCUAACACCAACAUCUUGCUAUGCCGCUGUCAGCACAACACCUACGGUGCAAAAUGCGAAAAGUGCCGGCCGGGUUUUCAGCAGAAGGCGUGGAAGAUUUCCGAAACCUACAAGCCUUUCGAAUGCGAACCGUGCAAUUGCUUCGGUCAUAGCACUGACUGCACUUACGAUCCCGAAGUGGAUCGUCAACGUUUAUCUAUUGACAUUCAUGGAAAUUAUGAUGGCGGCGGUGUAUGUGAGAACUGUCGCGAAAAUACGCAGGGAAUCAAUUGUAACGAAUGUAAACCAACUUAUUAUCGUCCUCAUGCGAAAUUCUGGAACGAGACAGAUGUCUGUCAACCCUGUGAUUGUAACUUUUUCUACUCGACUGGCAACUGUAAGGAGGGAACGGGACAAUGCGAGUGCAGAAAAGAGUAUACACCACCUCGCUGUGACUCGUGCCGAUUCGGAUACUACAACUAUCCCGACUGCAAACCGUGCGACUGCUACCUCAACGGCACUGAAACCUCGCAGUGUGAAGCCCGCAAUGGCGAAUGCCUCUGCAAGUAUAAUUACGGUGGUAAAUACUGCAAGCAGUGCGCUGAUCAGUAUUACAACUUUCCGGAUUGUCAACCUUGCGAAUGUAACACUCUCGGCUCGAUUUCGGCCGUAUGCAAUCAUACGAAUGGUAAUUGCACCUGCAAAACGAACUAUGGUGGAAAACAAUGCGAUCAGUGCCGCAAUGGAUAUUACGGUUACCCAUCGUGCUCAUUUUGUAACUGUGACGUUCGCGGCGCCCAGCCAGAAAUAUGCGAUAAGGUUUCCGGAACUUGCUUGUGUAAGGAAGGGUAUGCGGGAGAGAGGUGUGAUCAGUGCAAGCAGGGAUAUUAUGGUUACCCUGAUUGUCAACCUUGCAACUGUACCACAGUAGGAUCGGUUUCGGCAUUCUGUGAUGCAACUGGAAAAUGCCCGUGCUUGGAUAAUUUCGGCGGACGCGCUUGCGAAAAAUGUAGUGUCGGUUAUUACAAAUAUCCAGACUGCCUUCCUUGCAACUGUGACAGUCACGGGUCAGCUGGAAUUUCGUGUGACUACGAAGGCCAUUGCCAGUGUCGGUACAAUUUCGAUGGUAAUCAGUGUAAUAAAUGUAGAGAAGGAUUUUAUAAUUUCCCUAAUUGCGAAGAAUGCAACUGUAAUCCAGCUGGUGUGGCUGCUGCAUUUGCCGGAUGCGGCUCUGUCCCUGCCGGUGAGUUGUGCCAGUGUAAAGAUCGUGUAGAAGGACGAAUAUGUGACCGAUGCAAGCCAUUGUAUUGGAAUCUGCAUCUAAACAAUCCAGAAGGUUGUGAAGAUUGCCAUUGCAACAUGGCGGGCGUUCUUGGUGGCAAUGCAGUUUGCAACUCUGAAACUGGACAAUGCGUUUGUAAGCCUGCAGUUGUAGCUAGAGGAUGUUCAGAUUGUGCCGAUGGUACUUUUGAUCUUCAAGAAUCAAGUCUCUUUGGUUGCAAAGAUUGUGGCUGUGACAUUGGUGGUUCCCUAAGUACAGUAUGUGAUAAACUAACAGGUCAGUGUCCAUGUCAGUCGCGCGUUAUUGGAAAGACAUGCAAAGAACCACUCAAGGCACACUACUUCCCUACAUUGUACCAAUACCAAUACGAGGCCGAAGAUGGUUACAGUAUUCCUUCAAACACAGCUGUCAGAUAUGGUUAUGACGAAAGACUAUUUCCCGGAUAUUCCUGGAAAGGAUACGCUGUGUUUUCGCAAUUACAAAAUGAAAUUAUACAAGAUGUGCAUAUUUCGAAACCCUCCCUGUAUCGCAUGGUGAUUCAUUACAUUAAUAGGAAUCCAGAACCUGUAAAUGGGCAGAUCAGAAUUAUGCCAGAUAAUCCGAACGACUACGAGCAGACUUUCAAGGUGAACUUUAAGAGUAGCUUUGAACCGAACUUCGUUACGGUGGCGGGUGAUACCGGCAACGCGUUUGUGAUUAAUCCGGGUCGCUGGGCUGUCAGCAUUAAGAGCGAAAAGAAUCUAUUAGUCGACUACUUUGUCUUAUUGCCCGAAGAUUUCUAUUUCUAUUUAGCCACUUAUUCUUAA